This is a messenger RNA of Petromyzon marinus (sea lamprey), 13431 nucleotides long. Its product is annotated as somatostatin receptor type 5-like. Gene Ontology annotation, cellular component: plasma membrane; neuron projection. The record is from RefSeq and is a predicted model, not a curated record. Gene Ontology annotation, molecular function: neuropeptide binding; somatostatin receptor activity. Lineage: Eukaryota; Metazoa; Chordata; Hyperoartia; Petromyzontiformes; Petromyzontidae. Gene Ontology annotation, biological process: neuropeptide signaling pathway.
CAGCGGGUCACUCAUUACGCGCUCAUUUAAAUCACCGCAGCGCGAGCACGCGCACGCGCGCGCGCUGACAAAGAGCAGAAGCGGCGCUCGAUACAAACAAUCAACUCCCCAAGUUUCCCUCUCAUCAAGAGAAGCAAACUCCUGCUACAAGAAGUUGAAGACGACAACUGUUCGUGAUCGCGUUCACCAUCUCGGAUUGAUGAAUUAAAGUUACUCACUGCUAAGUAGCAACGUCUUUCUCCCCCGCCCUCCCUACCCUGCUAAGAAGUAAUAAUAAUUAUUAUUAUAUUAAACGAGAGGGAUAUAAACACCGCGUCAAUGAGUUCAGCGCAGCUUGACGAAUUAAAGUAACCGGUUCAGUGGUAAGAAGAAUAACUGGAGAUGUAGCUUCAACGUCCAUCGUCACGAAGACAACCCGCACGCACCACAGCAGCAGCAACAGCUGUCAGCGGCAGCAGCAAUAUCAUCAGCAGCAGCAUCAGGGCAGUAACAUUAGCAGCAGGGGGUGUAGAAGCAGCACCAGGAACGCAAAGUAUCAAUAUCAUCAGCAGCAGAAGAAUUAUCGUCAUCAAAAACAAUAAUAACCGCAGCAGGAAUACCAGUAGCACGAGUAUCAGUGGCAUCAGCAGCAGGGACAGCUGCAGAAACAUCAUCAUCAUCAUCACCAUCGGCAGCAGGAGUUACAUUCUUAGCAGGAACGGCAAGACCCUGUACGAUUGUUUUGACCCGACCACUCUGCGACACAUUUGAAGAGAUCAGCCGCUGCUGGUGGUAGCGGUGGUUGGUGUCUGUGGUCGGGGCAGAAGCGUUCGGUGCGCGCGCGCUGCGAGUGUCGGAGAGGAGGGAGGAGGAGGAGGAGGAGAAAGGAGGAGGAGGAGGAGAAGGGAGGAGGAGGAGUGUUUAAUCAACAGAGAGGCGCACUCGAUAGCGGGUGAAUGAGAGGUAAUUGGGUGGAAGAACAAGUAGAAGGCGGCGCGAGCGUCGACGAGAGUCUCGUGCGGACGGGAAAAUGAGAUCGGAGCGCGCUCGGGAGAGUCGCCGUCGGAUUCCUCAUCCCGCGGCCGCGCGCGUUCAAGCGACGGCUCCUGCCACGAGGGCAAUGCAUGUCUCAUCACGGGAAUCAUCAGAGUGACCAUUGCUUCUGCCGCUUCUCCCGUGACCCUGCCACUGCUCCUGCAUCGACACUAACAUAGGUCACUGUUCCGAGUGAGCGACUCGCGACUACAGAAGACGGGAGCGAGAUUCGGAGAUCGCGAACUCAGCACCACCCCCCCCCCCCCCCGCGUGGACGCCGGAGAAGUUGUGACUAACCCAUCAUUUACUUUAGUAGCAUGUUCAUUUAUUUACAUAGCUCAUAUAGCCGAAGUGUUCGUGUACGUUGAACUUCUUUCUCACCGUACGUAGCCAACCGUGCUAAUCGGAGGUGCGGUCGGGGUGGGGGGAGGGGGCACAAGAAACUGAACACAAAAAUAAGUGCUAAGGAAAUUAGUUUUCGAUAUAGUUUUAACAGUUCAUAGCUCUAGCGGUUCUUCAUAUCGGCGGAACGUAUCUGAAAGCUCGUCCCUAAUUUGUAACAUUUUCGCACCUCGUUAGUUGACUCAUCACACUCGCAUGAAUCUUUAAAGUAAGAAAAAAAGAACGCCCAAAGUUUGGCUAAGUUUCAUUAAUAGCGGCCACGCACGGUAAGAUGUAACGAUGAUGCAUUGAGAAAAGAAAGCACUUAGUGAAACGUCAACACGUAUUGGAUACACGCACACUUAAACACACUGACGUGCAUAUACACUCACAUACACCAAAGUUAAUACACUUUCAGACAUUUUCACUUAAGUACACACACAGACACUCACAAAUACGCAUUCGCAUGCUCGCUUAAGUACACUCAGACGCACACUAAUAUUCACACACACGUUGAUAGGCAAUUGCGUAAUCUCACACAUCCUAACAUAGAUGAAUACACUCACAGACGCAUACAUACCCACACAUAUAGUAUAAGCAUACAGAUUUUUCGUCAAACACGUAUAUGCCCACGAUUAUACACACACAUCCACAGUAUCUUAUGUUCUCACGUACACGAAUACAAUUGUCCCCAUAUUGUUUUUAAACGACUGCUGUGGCAAGUGCAGUUAGCGAGUACGCAGUAAGGCAUACACACGUACAUACAGAUCAAAAUUAUCUCACAUACCUACUCAAAUUAAUAAACACUUUAUUCACACUAAUUAACACGUUAACAGGACCUCAAGUACCAAACCCUGUCAUACGCACACACAUACCCACAUUGACACACUCUCGCUUACACACACAGUUAGCCAACCCCCCCACCCCAAACACACAACACACACGCGCUCCACCCGUCUAAAGAGUACUGAAGCCUUUUGACCAUCUCCCCACGCCAUGGAAUCAAUGCUUCCGCCCAACACGACCCCCUGGAUUACAAACAACACCUCGUGGCUCUGGGACAACAACGGCAACGACACCGGCAACGCCACGGGCAUCGAGGAGCCAUACGAGCCGGGUGCGGGAGCCAUCAUCCUGCCUCUGAUGUACUUCGUCGUCUGCGCCGUGGGCCUGACGGGCAACACGCUCGUCAUCUACGUGGUACUGCGCCACGCCAAGAUGAAGACCGUCACCAACAUCUACAUCCUCAACCUGGCCGUCGCCGACGAACUCUUCAUGUUCGGGCUGCCCUUCCUCGCCCUGCAGAACGCGCUCUCCUACUGGCCCUUCGGCUCGCUCAUGUGCCGCAUCGUCAUGACGGUGGACGGCAUCAACCAGUUCACGAGCAUCUUCUGCCUGACCGUGAUGAGCAUCGACCGCUACCUGGCCGUGGUCCACCCGGUCAAGUCCACCAAGUGGCGGAAGCCCUUUUUCGCCAAGCUCGUCAACGGCGCCGUGUGGUUCCUCUCAAUCGUCGUCGUCCUGCCCGUCAUCAUCUUCUCCUACACGCAAGGGGACAUCACCAUGUGCAACAUCAACUGGCCCGACCCGGCCAGCGUGUGGUCCACGGCGUUCAUUCUCUACACGGCGCUGCUCGGCUUCUUCGGGCCGCUCACCGUCAUCUGCCUGUGCUACCUGCUCAUCAUCUUCAAGGUGAAGUCUUCGGGCGCGCGCGUGCAGGGCUCCACCAAGCGCCGCAGGUCUGAGAAGCGCGUGACGCGCAUGGUGAUCGUCGUGGUGGCAGUGUUCGUCUUCUGCUGGCUGCCCUUCUACCUGCUCAACAUCAUCAACCUGGCUGUCACGCUGCCCGAAGAGCCCGCGCUUAUGGGCCUCUACUUCUUCGUGGUCGUCCUCUCCUACGCCAACAGCUGCGCGAACCCGAUCCUCUACGCGUUCCUCUCGGAAAACUUCAAGAAGAGCUUCCAGAAGGUGCUCUGCCAGAAGAAGGUGGCCGCGGCCAACGCGACUCACGACGACGGCGCGGAUCCGAGCGACAAUCGCCCCGAGAAGUCGCGGCUGCACGAGGCGCCGCCCGAGACCAUGGCCACCGCGCUGCACGAGAACGGCAGCGUGCAGCUGUCGUGCGUCUAGCGGGGCGCGUGCGCAUCCUGCAACGUCGUGUACGCUCGGGGAGUGGGGGGGGGGGGGGUGCGUACCGUGCGUAAGGGAUACAUUUAAGUGCGAGCGUGCGCUGCGGUUUAAGGGGCUGGGGAUGCGUUCGCUCGACGCGCGUUGCGCUGCGUGCGUAAAAAUGCGUUCGAGGGUCUACGCCUGCCUGCGUCCAAUCAGCGCGCGUGCGUUCGGCGUGGUUGUGUCGAACGCGGUCGAGCGUGGCUUGGCGUCGUUGCGGAGGGCGAUUGCGUCGAGCGUCGUUGAGCGCGAUUGUGUCGAGCGUGGCAGAGUGUGGUUGUGUUGAUGGUGGUCGUGUCGAGCGUGGUUGUGGUUGAGCGUGCGCGAGGGGUUAUGGAGGGGGAAGGGGGUGCGUGCACACGUGCGUUUGGGGUGUGCGAGAGCACUCGACGUGUGCACGUGCAUGGGGGGGUAACUGCGUGCGUGUGUGUGUGUGCGUGUUCAACUGGGGCGCAUGCAUUUGGAAUGUUUGAAAUCCGGGUACCUGCGUGCGUGCACGUAUAACGGUGUUGGAGGACUGCACGUGCAUUAGCUCGUGAGAGUGUACGGUGUGCACUAUGCACGUGGGAUGAUCGUGAUUGGAUUUGGGGCUCCCGCUGUGUUGCCAUGACGCUGUUGCUGCUAUUGUUGCUGCUACCGAUGCUAUUGCUGCUGCUAUUGCUGCUGCACACUGUUGGCAGUGAACGCGACACGCAAGGCAUCAGGCCACAGGUCAUGUGCGUUAUUUAACUGGGGCAGUGACGGCAUUCGGUCACCGAAUACGAGUUAUUAUAUAUAUAUUUUUUUUUGGGGGGGGGCAAAAGUUUCGAUGCCCGAAAGCGCGUGCAUGCGCGUUUACACGCAAUCGCUGCACUAACGCGCGCACCCUGACGGACGUUGCGAUGCAUCACCGAUUAAUAUCGCCAGCUCGCCAGACGUUAUCCGCAUCUAAUGGCAUCGUCUAAGAAUCAAUGGCUUUUCAAAAGCACUUGAAUUUUGUAGGAUCAUGUGAACACGUCCAGUCAUCAGAGGCCGCUAUAUUCCAUACACUGCAAUACCUAUAAAUCUCACCAAUAAUCGAACCACGACCCCGCGAAUCAUUAAGCCGGUUCCACACCUCAGAACUUGGUUGCAAACAACUGAAUCGCUCACAAGUGGACUUCCCUGCAACCGUUUUCCCGCAACAAUUCAUCUGCGCAGUAAAUUAAGGUAUUGUUGAGAGCGGGUAAAUUAAUUGGCGUGAGUAAAUUAAUAAGAAAAUUGCGUUUGCCAUGCGUGCAGAGAUAAUGUAUUUAACCACAAGGCUGGAUUUUACCCUUUAAAAAAAAGCCUGGCGUGGGUCACAUAUACGUAUGUUGAACUUCUUUCGCACCGUACAAAGCCGACCGUGCUGAUCGGAGGUGCGGGGGAAGGAUAACAAACUCAAGCCAAAAAUCAUCUGACAAAUAAUUUAAAGUUUUCACAUUUGUCAAGGCCAACCCUUACAUUGUCCUUCAGGCGUCACUGCACACGCCCUGUCCGUGUCGGGUAGAACAUUAGCGGGCGUGACGUUUGCAAUUGCGUCAUCAAACAAAUUUCCUUGCUGCGCAAGGGGAAUGAUUAGGACUCACAUUUCACAGGCGAAGACAUCAGAUAAUACACGUAGGAUAAUGUUUUGUUUUGACUGAAGGACAUAGAUGAGGAAGAGCAUCGUCCGCUUGAGAGUCAAGCUCUGGCUAGCACCUGAUGAUGUUGGGUGCCAUCUCCAGCGGAAUGUCGUACGGAAUUCUCAAAACUGUUUUUUUUCACCUUGCAAAUAACUAAAACCAAUUGGGAUACAUUUGCCCAAGUGACACAUUUGAUUUGUUUGGCUGUGUCGGUUGGCUGAGGGUGUAUAGCUCUGACGCUGUACCCUCCACACGAUCGAACCCAAAGGAAACCCCGAGGAUGAAUCCCAGCAGACACUGCCCGUGCAAUGUAUAAACGCUCAUACGUUGGCUGAAACGAUCUUCCUAUGAAAACCCAGUGCAGCAGGACCCUCCUGAAAUAUAGUUUUUGGAAUCUGUGUGUCUCUCCUGGAUGUAUAAUUCAUUUUAAAAACUCACAGUUUAGGUCUCCAUUUGUCUUCACACGCUUGCCAGAUGUCCCUUUACUUUACACACGCAUCGCCCAACUCACCACUAGCAACACGAGAAUGAGGAGAGAGUUCAGACCAUCUAACACGUCGUAUGAAUAGAACGGCGCAACAUCGUUGUUCAACCGUUUCCUUGACCUAGGCCAAAGCUACGACAGGAGAACGGUUCCCCCUGCGAGCACACGUGGAAUGUCCGUUCAACGUUACGCCAAUGUUGGUCCAACGGUUCCAACCGAACGUUAUCCGAACGUCGGCACGUGUACCGAGCGGCUUCCUUUUUGUCAGCGAGCCUUUUACUUGACUGUAUGACAAUAUGUACUCGUGUUAGUGCUGGGACUCUACUCAUGAUAGGCACACAGAUGGACAAACGAGGUGUGUUAUUCCAGAGUUCGACAAAAGCAACGUCAAUUAUGCAAAAAUAGGGCUUGGGGAAACAAAGCCCUGCAAGCAAUGCCCUGCAGGGGUGACGUGCUGCCAGCUGCAAAUGGAGGCUGCAUGCCGGAGGCAAUAAGAAUUGAUGUGGUGGUGGUGGCGUGUGCUUAGGCUGUAAGGAGCUCACGGCUACGGGAAGCCAAAACCAGCAAUUCCACGGCACGAAUCAGUCAAAGUGAUUUCAGGGCUCAGAGUUUGACAGCCGAAAGUAGAAAAUGCAGAUUGAUAUAUAUGUUGCAUAUGCUGUUGAGCAGUGGCACAUCGAUUAGCGCGCCGUCGAACUGAAAUCGAAUCUCGGCUAUGGUUAUCGUGAGAGGCGAGUGAGAUAUCCGAACGGGUUCUGCCACCCUUCCAACGUCAUCAACGCCACACUGACCAUCGUGGUGAAGUAUGGUCAAACCCCCCCCCCCCCCCCCCCCAUUACCUGCACGGCGUAAAGCUUUCAUCCAGCAGUGGAGUGACAAAGAGCUGCACAAUUUGGUCGGAGUACCGCGAUAGCUUUGCCGUUGCUUGUCAUUUGCGCAUAUUUAUACGACGCGAACCGUGUACAGACCGUCCCGUGGACGGGGGUUAAUCUGCUUUAAUGUUCAAUGUCGAGGCUGCGUGGAGCCAUCGCCAGACAUUCCACGGCAUGAAUCGAUAAAAAAAACGAAUUAGUCGAAAUACGCUGGGCGGCGGUGGAAGCUACGCCGCACGUGGUUGCCUGUAAUCCAGCACUGUGGAGGCAUGGGUGAGGUUUCGACGGAUCACCGUACAAACGUUGUGAAACUGCCUUCCCCGUGGGCGUCGAGGAGGCGCCGUGCUCUGGCUCGGCCAGGAGGAUGUGGUGCAGCAAGGGCGGACUUAAGUGCCACCUGUUUCCAUCUGUGUGAGAGUGCCUUCUCGCACGCGUGGGUUUUCUUUCCCUGGGUCCUCCCGGUUUCCUCCGACGUAUGCACUCAUUAUUUGAGCUGGAAAUAGUUUAAUGUACAGACACAUCCACAAGUGGAUUGUGCGGCAUUGUGAGAUGCAUUUUGGAUGAAUUAUGGAACUGUAUAAACACAUUAUUAUUAUUAUUGAUCACAAUCUGGACAGAUGUCAUCAUUCAGACAAAAACAUCCGCUUGGCUUGCAAUACCUAUCAUUUUACAUUACUGUAGGAAUUGAAACAUUAUUUAUAUAUAAAAAGAAUAUAACUUAUAUGUAAAAAAAUCCCAUAAGAUUACCCUAAUUAACGCUUUUGGUGGUGGUUUUGUUAGUUACGUGUUGUGCAUAGGCCCCUGGUUCCUUAAGGCCAUGGGCCAGAACAGAAACCGGUACAACCUCGGGCACCGGCACAUCUUCAGUUUUACCGAUGUAUUUACACGGCCAAAAUGAGGGCGACUUAUUUGAUAACCCCACUAAUUAAUAUUGUUAUCACGCAAAUCGCUGUUAUUGACCAAACAACGAAAUCGGAAUCGCAAAAGUGAUGCCACCUGAAAGUGGUGACGACAAGUGCGAUGUCCAGUCUGGACUCAUGUACUAACGUCUGGUCAGAGUGAACCCCUGGCUCAGCUCGGUACAAUUAAACAAAUGCCGGCGUGAGUCCGCUGGUUGGUAGACUGACCUGGACGUGGACAAAUGCAAUGUCUUGCCCUGUAGAAUUGUGGGGCUGGUGGGCAAAUGUGGCAAUUGCAAAACCACCUUGCGAAUCGCGUCUUAAGUCGUCUCAUUUACUCCACGCGACUAUCGAGGAUUGAGCGAUUAAUCUGAAUUCUAACGAUGUUCUAGAGGGGCUUGAAUGGCGACACUUGGUGAAUUUAUAGUUAACUGUAUGCCUACAAAUAAAAAAUAAAUCUGCAUUUUUUUUGUUUUACUCGGCCCUCUGAAAAUGAGAGAUCGUUUCACUCGUAUGGGAGGGUUAGCCUGAGGCUCUAUACAACUCUAAUGAUCGCGCUUAACAUUUACAAAUAAUAAUCAUUGAACCAAGGAAUCAGCCUGGCGUACUGUAAUCAUACAGCUGCCGAAGCCCAAAACAGGUGUAAAGAAUAUAGUGCGUGACUUUAUAAUACAUGCAUUAAUUAUGAAUGUCAUUGUCGUAUAGUAACCCAGGAAAACUCCACCGAGUCUCCUAACUAUUUGUCACGAGGGUCCCGAAAAACUGGGCUGUUUGGCCAAUUCCAUUAUUUGAAUGUUUGGAUUAUUGUAUAGGGAAACCGGCGCACACGGAGAAAACCCACCAAGGCAUUAAACAUUUCAACCUCUGCACAGAUAGAGUGAACAAUCCACUGGUGUGCCGACAUCUCCUGCCAAUCUCACGGCCUACGCCUGGAAACACCUGGUGUUACCAUGCGGUCUCCCAUCAAUCUCAGAUUCAACAAUCCACUGCUGUACUACCAUAUCCUGCCCCCCACACAGACAGACACCGAUGCAUAAGUGCGGGCAAAAAAAAAUCUGAACUGAAUGCUUAACGAAUUAUUCAAUCACAUCGUGAACGUUAACACUGUGAUACGACAGAAUGACACAAUACUGAAUGCGGUUGAGACGUUAACACAAACCCAUACGAGACCCCUUUUUUGUCGAGAUGCGUACAGGGGUGGGGGGUGGAGAUGGGGUUGUGAGGAUGGGGCAGUGCUGUCUCGCUGAUGGGGGUCACGACCGGCCUAAUCGAUGUGCAUUCACUGCGCGUCAGGGAUGCAAUUAAGCGCCAUUGAUACCCAAAACGUGGCCUCCGCUAGACGAGCGUCAGGACCAAUUGUGCUCGGAGCGAAUUGCUUGACAAGUUGACACUGAUCGGUAAUCGCCGUGGCGUAACGGUCCGCAACACUCGACUCGAUCUCCGGGCGAGGCAAGUUGCGACAAUGGGCAAGGUCGCGUUACUACCUCCAACUCAGCCAUGAGUACACCGCGAGCCGUUCGGCAAUUCGCGUGCGGUGUGUUGGGGUAAAGUGUGGGUGGUGCUACCACCUCUUUCAAGACGUCUGGCCGGCGUGUAAGAGUAGGCCAAACACAGUCGUGAUGUGCAGGUGUGAUAAUGGUGGUGAAGUCGCAAGCAACGCCGAAAUUGCUUGCUACUGCCUGGGGAGGGAUGUCCACUCGCGAGAGCUCUAGAGUCCCUCUGAAAGUGUAUUUGGCCUAAUCUUCCACACUGACAAGGAGAGGUUGGAUUACCCACACUUUACCCUUCCACGCGUGACCUGCCCAUUGAUGAACCGCGGCGUGCCUAUUUGCACCGCCAAGUGUACUAGAGGUGGGGACGAUGGAAGACACUCAACAAGUGCCACGACGGGAGAUCGGAACCAGACCGGCGACGUCUGCAUUGGAAUCCCAGCGUUGCUCAGCAUCACAUCACGGCAGGCACUCCUAAGGGGGCACGUAAUGUAUGCAUCUUCUUUUGCACGGUCCGUAAGCACUUUACGAUUUUUCUAUUAGGAGCGGGAGCUAGCUGCAUGUGCGAAAAUCGCAGGGUGGAUAGCGUGAAGGAUGGAGGGGAGGUGGGGCAGGGGUGAAGUGGUCCUUGUAUAAAUCCGUUAUUUCCACACGCACAAUGGGCCAGACCUGAAAAUCAAUUCAUCCCGACGCCAUAUUUAUCAAGCACGUGUCGCGAAGGGCUUGCAUCGGAGCGAACGCGAGGAGAUGCUAUUGGCGCAGAGCGCGAUUUUCAUCCUAAUCGCUCCACUCCACAUGACCAAACCGUAAGGAAACAGCGCGGUCAACCCAGCCACCCAUUCGGCACUACCCUCUGCGCGAUGCCUUCACAAUUACACGAUUCCUUCAGCCCUGGCUAACAGCUCGCGACUGUACCCACUAAGCCCCUCCGCCCAACCAACUAUCUUCCACACGUACCUCUACCGUGACCACCAUUUGAAAAUGACACCACCGUCACCGCCACACACACACACAGAAACAAAUAAAGACAAAGAUCUCCCCCCCUUCCUUUGUCGCCUUCACAAACUAUUUGCGGCAAGUGCCCUUAGCGAAUACACGUGAAGGCUGGAACGGCGCACGAAGAGGCGUGGGGACAGCACCACGCCCGCUCGCGUUUGUCUCCCCAGUGGCGAUGUUCACACGACACACCAGGUUACCCGUUUAAGGCUGAGUAUACCGAAGGGGAGGCUCAAAUCGGCUCAGAUAUACACCGCGAAUGUAUGCCAUGGACGAGAAACGACCUCGGGCAGUCAGGUUCGUAGAAAUACGCGCAGGAAACGCGCACUCACACGGAGACCUGCGAUGACUCCGAGAAUCACAAGCGCGGUGCAACAUCGCAAGCACGAGACGUGUUGCGGCGCUAACGCACCGUAAACAUGCGACUUGUGUUUGUGGUUACUUAUUUAGAUCGGGAGUGUGACUUCCACACACACAAGACAAAGAUCCCCCCGUAUAACUUUUAACAGACUGUUGGGGCACGUUCUCUUAGUGGGCACCUAGACGGGCACGACACACUAGGGGUAGGUGGCCAACAGCAUGCCCGGCAGCAUUUGUAUCUUCAGUGCGUGUGCUUUGCACACACAGAGCCAGGGCCUGGGGGAGGCCCUGAACCGGUUCAAAUAAUUGAACUCCAGUUGGCAGGUUCAUCGAGCAAUGCGCUAAUCACUCCGCCACCACUCCACCCACAUGCGCGCACUCAUAUACACAUGCACGCGCACAAUGCUGCCGACGUGAAAACAAACACCCAAUGUAACCAGACAGCCUGUUAUACCAAUGCAGUUAGCCAGCGCUUAUUAAAACCGGAACAGCACAAGAGAGCUUGAUGGCUCGGGGUGUAAGAAUAUUUAGAACGAGUCAUGAAAUAGAGAUUCAUGGGUUUUGAAGUACAAGUAUAUUAAAGCUGGGUUCUCCAAACUCCAGUCCUAUCGACCCACUGCCAAGCUGCGUCUUUCUGCGUUUGCCAAUGCACUCCCCAUAAAAAAAAUCGUAGCACGCUGCACGCGCCCAAUGAUUGUUCGACUCGUCCCGCUUGACACGCUAAUCAAUUAACGCGUUCUGUGUUCAUAGGGGCGAUUAAAAUUUAAAUUGAGAUCUCGGUGUACGAGCGCGUGCGUGUUGCGCGUGACACAGACACAAUGCAUUGAUUUGCGCGUCCCGUGGGAUUCGUUUAACAAUUGUCGGGCAUUCGUGCAGCAAAUUAAUUUGUAUUUGAAUGGGGAGUAUACUCGUGAAGACUGAAAGAUGUAGUGCGGUGGGUCACGAGGACUGGAGUUUGGGAUACCCUGGUGUUAAACUUUACCGUGAGCAUAUUAAGCGGGCUUGGGCGAGCCACAUCGCUCAAAGGGAUGUUGGCUACUGGAGAAAACGCGCCCGAGCGAAUGACGACCGCAAAGAUGCAGCAAUGAGACCACUCGGGUGCAAACCGUGCGAUGGAUUAGUGGCACCGCGUGAUCGUAAGUAAGCCAUCGUGCGCCAAUGUCACGGUCCAAUUUUGGCAAAAAUAUAUAUAUAUCCCCAGUGUUCAGUUGGAAUUACACGCACGUGAGCAAUCAUUGUUUUGCUUCUAGCAGACAAAUGCCCGUUUGCAGGCCAGGUGCUGAGUCGCCUUGCCACUGGGGGUGCCCUUCAUAAUGUGUUGAGAUGAUAUGUGAGAUGUAAAGCGCUCCAAAUUACUCCUGCGCAAUAGGAGGGCGCGAUAUAUAUUAAAAAAGCAUUAAUAUUUUCACCCAGCAAUGUGAGGCCUUCAGCAGUGGAUGGAAUAUGAUGAUAUAUAUCUGAAUUCACAUAUUUCCCUCUUAGUUCAUUAGUUUAAGUUAUUUAUUCGCGUAUUAUUUUACACACACAAUGACUAGCCAUGCUUAAAUGACAUUAGGCCUAUGAGACAAUUGUACAGCCACGUGUAUUUAUCCCGAUUCAAAAUGUCCAUUUGUGAUGCGCGUAUUUUGCCGUAACUCUUCGCAAUUUGAGCGACGUGUGUCAAGUGAUAACAUACGAACACCGAGUCCGACUUUGCCUUUAUAAUGGGGUUCAUAUGCGAUGGGUCCCCACUCUCCCCUCCACCCCCCAUGUUAACACGAGCGAUGUCUUGCACUUGUUCCACAAAUCAUUUUCAGUGUCAAAUUCCGAAUUAUAAAACGUUGUGUUUGUGCUUUUCUUUUCGACAGUUACACGUUCCGUGAUAAAGGCAUAUAUAGAUUAUACAUCAACGUUUGCUCCAUUGUUCAUCAGUGUGUCCGUGAUGCUGAGCCCGUAUGUCAUGCGAAAAGACUCGUCGAGAGAAGCAUUGGUGUAAUUGCUGCGGCAAAUAAAUUCAACUUGUAACGCACCACCGCCGCACAGCGCCCGCUCGCUCUCAAAGAGCGCGAACGACUCAAGAGGGGCGAGGAACUGCAGACAAGCGAGACGGCAGCAGCCAGGCGGUGAGCCGGGGCCAUUAAAUGCCCACGCUCUGUAAUCCUUUAUAUAUGUUAAGUUGCUAUUGGACAAUUAACGAGUGUUUACACGUGUAGAAACCCAAGGCUGUGCGAGGGGGCAACACUCUAUCCCAUAGAGAUGGCACAGGUGAAGAUCAGUCCGCAUUUGCUGUAUCGCAUUCUCCUGGGUAAGCUGGGGUAUGUCACCUUCUCUUUGCCCAUUUUCUAAGCAUAUGUUUUAUGUAUAGAAGCCGAAUACUCUAAACGCAUGUUUAUAAAUGUGGAGGUUAAAAAUCCAGAGGACCCGGAUAAAAAUCCACGCUCCCACGGGGAGAACAUGCAAAAUCAAAAAUAUACAGCAGGCGUCAGUGUUGGGAUCGAAUCCACGACCUCCUGCAUACCAGGCGAGGUAGUUAACAUCUCGCCACGGUGGCGCCCCGUGGCGCUCAGAAGGACGCCCACGGUGGAAGACGGAGCGACGAGUUCAGCUCACACGCAGGAAUGACACGGAACGCGGCAUCGUGGCAGGACCGCGAGGGAUGACGACUGUGGGGAAACAUCCACCCAGCAGUGGAUGGAUCACAGCUGUUGAUGAUGGUCGUGGUGAUGAUGCAUUAAUGAAACAAACACGCACCUCACGAGCAACUAUUUUAACACGACUACGUGGGUAACUUAAGAGCCGCAGACUCACGUGCAGGUCGAAAGUUCAAGGUGCCGCCCUGUAAUGUCUUGCUCACGCCACGACUAAACGAAGCUCUGGAGGGCUUUUCUCUCGAGAGAGUAUUUUUCUUACUAUUCUACGGUCGCCGAACCUCUUGGAAAAGUUGGGAGUACCCAUGCUUUCCCCCACCAAACACAACUGUGGUGUACCAACUCGUACCGCUGGGCACAUAGGCGGUGGCGAGGAUUCAAUAAACCAUGUCCAUUGUUUCAACAGCACACGCCCAGAGAUGGGGCCUCAAUCUGUGGAUCACGCGCUUCGUGGUGCUAGCCACUUACACCAAUGUUGUGGAAGCCUCCAGAUUAAAAAAAAAAGCAUGCGCUC